GGGUCGGAAGGGGACUCCUGGCAGGGAGCUGAGCGCCUGGAGCUGGGGUGCGGGCACUGGAGCAGCGGCUCUCCGCACUAACUCUCCUCGCCUCGUCAGCGGGGCCCCUGCCUCAGAGCCCGGCAACUUGCGGCCGUCGCCCGUGCAGCCUGAGUGCCCCUUGUCUCCCCUGCACGUGUCGCGCCCCGCGCGCCCCGUCUGGCCGCCGCGAUGAGCGAGCUUAACACCAAAACAUCCCCAGCAACCAACCAGGCAGCUGGCCCAGAGGAAAAGGGGAGAGCUGGCAAUGCCAAGAAGGCUGAGGAGGAGGAGGAGAUUGACAUUGAUCUGACGGCACCAGAAACAGAGAAGGCUGCCCUUGCUAUUCAGGGCAAGUUCCGGCGAUUCCAGAAAAAGAAAAAGGAUUCCAGUUCCUGAAUAACCAGCCUUACCCUUCACCUUGCUCCCUUCCCUCCCCUUCUCCACAGCUCUGACUCCCAUGUAUCUUUGUCUCUUUGUCCCUCAAGCUUCUCGUUGAGGCAAGUUCAACACUUCUACAUUAUUUUCUCUGGCCUUUCAAGCCAUCGCAGCCGCAGAGGCACAAGGAACACAGGGAAGAUGAAGAAUUCAACAGGCAGCCACUUGCUUAAGGGUGGAACAUUUUCUCCUUGGGAUACAGCUCCUUGAUCAGUACCUGUGCCUGCCCUAUGAGGCUGAAGAGCAAGAGGAUUUGAGGUUGAGAGGGGGACCCCUGACAAUGUGGGAGGGAGGGAAAAGCCUUCAGAGUAGGGUGCCCGAGGGUGGGGCAUAUGCCCUGUUCCACUGGUUACAACAUUCACACUUCAGGUAGCAUUUUUUACCUUCACAUCCUUCUCAUCAGGACCUCAACUUCCCUCCUAUGAGCUAAGCCACAGUGGGGACUGGAGCCUCCCUUUCCCCUGGGCAGACCUAAAUCAAACUGCUCCCAUGUUAGUGCAUGCCCAGUAGAUUAGUUCCAAGGAAGGGAGACUGGGACUGGUAGAGACAAGGGAAAGUUUCCUUCAUCGUCUAGUCUAGAGCCGUAAGGGGCAGAAGUGGAAGAGGUUCAAGGGGCCACAGGCAGGGAAAUGGGAAGAUUUGGGAAGGAAAUCGCCAGUUGAUUUGGGAAGAAAAGAAAAGUGAAGGAGGAGGAGAUCUCUAAGGACACAAGUUACUGCUGGUAAAGGUGUACCAUAUGAAGGAUUCUUGGGGCUUUUUUAACCUGCCUACCUCUAACCCCUCAUGCCUAGCCACCCCCAGAGGCCACAAAAACCAAGUGACCCUUGUAGUUCCCACCUGCCCCACUGUGGAGUCAGAGCAGAAGUGGAACAGCCACUCUAUGUGAUUUUAGCAUGUUUAAUAAUUAUGAAAACAAUAAACAAAACCCUCAAGUGGGGCCUUUUGACCUCUACUUCUCUUUUUUCUUGGGAGGAAUAUGAAUAUAAGCCUGAGCUGGCCUCAGGGAGGGUGGUAGAGCAACUGCACGGAUUACAUGAUGGCUCAGGAAACUAACACAGACCGAAGCCCUCUCCUACCUUCCUUCCCUGACCUUGUGCUCACCUUGAUUCACCACCCACAUUGUCUCUACCUGCUGCUAUUUCCACCCCCGAUGCUCCCCUACAAGGGUGCUCAUCUCCUUCUCUUUCCCCUUCCAGCGAGCACACGCUUGGUGGAUCUGCCUCUGAAAACAAACCCCAUCUUUCCUUUCUCCCUCUCCCCGAAUGACCUGUGUUAGCUGUCCCUCCUGCUUUGUCUUCCUCCCACGACCCUCCUCCCCUCCCACUGUUUUAUCAAACAGGAGAAGAAGCAGAUGACUCUGGGUCAAUAGAGAGCACCACUGUCACGCUGAAGAUUUUAAACCAUGAAUAAAAUGAUGGCUUACAUUGCUGAGAAAUGAUUUCUAUACAUUGAAACCAGAAGCCAAAUGC
Messenger RNA from Delphinapterus leucas (beluga whale), 1925 nucleotides. It is a transcript of the gene PCP4L1, whose product is annotated as Purkinje cell protein 4 like 1. NCBI's taxonomy places the organism in Eukaryota, Metazoa, Chordata, Mammalia, Artiodactyla, Monodontidae. The record is from RefSeq and is a predicted model, not a curated record.